Populus euphratica (Euphrates poplar) is the source of this 2327-nucleotide messenger RNA. RefSeq names its product MYB family transcription factor. The coding region runs from base 750 to 2096 and encodes 448 amino acids. Lineage: Eukaryota; Viridiplantae; Streptophyta; Magnoliopsida; Malpighiales; Salicaceae. The transcript has a single exon. The record is from RefSeq and is a predicted model, not a curated record. Gene Ontology annotation, biological process: response to red or far red light; negative gravitropism.
CAAACACUGGAAACUCUGCGGGAGGUGAACAGGUUUCUGCUCCAUUUCCCCAAAAAUAUACAGAAAAAUAUUUGAAAGUUGAAACCCUCACGUUCACAGAUGACGAAGCCAAAAUAAAGACUCUGUCUUUCUUUCUCUCCUUCCAAAACAAACACUGCAUUGCAUUUGAGUAAAUGCCAUUUUCAGCACUCCUCACGAUGCAUUUACUUUGAAUCCCAUCACCUUUUUUUUUCUUUUUAAGAUCAGAGACAAAGACACCAGGAUAGCUAGCUAUAGCGUCAGCAACUUCAGUUUUCUGUUUUGUUUUGUGUGUUUUUGAUGUUAGAAGGUGCUUCUUUUGAGCUCAAAGUUUAAAUCUUGGACUGUUCUUUGAUGAUCUUGAUCAUAGCUUGUUGCUCUUGAACGUCUUUGAUUUGGGUUUGAAUAGAAGACAGGUAGUGAUUUGAUUAAGUUUGAAUCUUUUCACUUUCUUUUAAGCACUAAUCUUAGUUGUUAAUAUUUGUUUAAUCAAGCAUUAAAACCCCAUUUCAUUUCUUUAAUAUUUGGAUGGUUCUAGCUACUAUAAUGCCAGGGUUUAUGGCAUUUGACCAGGAAUCCUGGUUCAUGUUGGUGGUUGAUAUGCGUUGAAAGACUCCAUUUUUGUGAUUUAGUUUAGUUUGGGGGAUUAGUGUCUGGGAAAGUUGUUAAAUCCCAUUAAUCUUCAUCAUUAGUAGAUCUGAUUUACUUUGGGGUUUUAGCUUCCUUGAGGAAUGGAGCAUGUUACCAACAAACUCUCUAAACCCUCUUCAAAUAUAUCUGAAAUGGUAUCCAAAUUUGCAAAAGUUUGCAAAUUGAGAUCCAUUGGUGUCUUCUCCAAUGACCACCACUAUCAACACAACCUCAUUGGCAACAAUGAUGGCUCAUCGAUGGGUGAAGAUAGUAGUGAUGCCACAGAGGAAACAGAAUUUGAUGGCGAGAAAAUCCAUCCUCAACCUGUUGUAGUUCCAAGCAAAAGCAACAUGUAUGGUGACAAGGAUAUUGUAGAGUUGUUUGACACGGUUUCUGCCUUGAAAUUAGCUUAUGUUCAGCUUCAGGAAGCACAUAUUCCCUAUGAUCCGGAUAAGAUUGUGUCUGCUGAUGAACUUGUCGUGGUUCAGCUUGAAGCACUUUGCAAGUCCAAGAAGGCAUUUAAGGAGAAACAAUUUUCAAAAACCAAGCUCGACUCCUCAAGGUUUGCCUCUCUGCGAUCAGAAAUUGAUGUUAUCGAGAAGCUUUUAGAGAAACUGAAGUCACAAGAUAGAGAUAAAGAUGCUGAGAUUGUACGCCUGCGACAAGAACUCCUUGAUUUGGAUGCGGGGAAUGCAGUAUUGGUUGAGAAGAUUAGGGAGAAAAGUUUGGAGAGAAGGAAUGUGACGAUUUUGAAUGUUGCCAUGUUUGAGGAUACGUUCAAACGAGCUUCGAAGGCCAUUCAUGACUUUGCGAGGCCAAUAAUUAGCUUGAUGCAAGCUUCAGGUUGGGACUUGCACCUGGCAGCGAAUUCGAUUGAACAUGGGGUUCUUUAUGCUAAAAGAUCAGAUAAGAAGUACGCAUUUGAAGCCUACAUUGCACGAAGAAUGUUUAAUGGGAUGACACUUAGAUCCUAUGAUGUGGAUGAUAUUUUACGGUUUGAUGAUCCUAUUGAUUCUCUGAUAGCUAAUCCAAAUCCAGGAUUUGCCAAUUUCUGUGGGGAAAAGUACAUGCUUGUUGUUCAUCCCAUGAUGGAGAUGUCUUUCUUUCGGAAUUUAGACCAGAGGAUGUUCAUAUUGACUGGAAAGCAUCCAAGGACUCCAUUCUAUCAAAUAUUUGCAAGAAUGGCAAAGUGGAUUUGGAUUCUUCAAGGAAUCGCGGCUUCAAUUGAUCCCAGUGCACAAAUAUUUUCUGUCCAUAAGGGAAGCAGAUUCUCAGAUGUUUAUAUGGAACCUGUUCAAGAGAACACGGAAGGUGUGAUUCUGUCCGAGGGAGGACAAUCUAGCUUCAAAGUUGAGUUUAUGGUCAUGCCUGGGUUCAGAAUUGGAAGCACAUUUGUGAAGUCUCGGGUUUAUCUUUCAGAAACGAAACGGGCUGCCGGAACACAAUAGAAUGAGAUGCUGCGACUUCCUGGCGGGUAACUUUCCAAAGCUAAUCAUGUUUUUUGUUUUUUUGAUAUCAAUAUUUAGGUUAAGUUAGUUGAGAAUAUUAUAGCUAGUGAAAUGUGGUGGGAUUAUAGCCCAGAAUCUCGGUGCCUGUACUUCUUCUCAGUUGUUUUUGAUAUAUCUACAUAUGCUGCAAGCUGCAAGAACAUUGUUGAAUGCUUCUUCUUGAACUGUAAA